AUGCUCGAACAUGUGGCGAAAAUUUUCAGUUUUGCGCAGGUACCUGUCGACUUUGAGAGGGUGCAUUUGUCAUCGAAACCAGAAUCUGUUGACGAUCUCAGUCAAGCAAUAACAGCUAUCAAGAGGAACGGUGUAGCGCUAAAGGGAAAUAUCGAAACAAAAUUCGAUGAUCCGCAAUUUAUAUCGCGCAACGUGGAAUUGCGGCGGCAGUUGGACUUAUAUGCUAACGUCCUUCACUGUUGUACAAUUCCUUCCGUUCCUAGCAGACACAAUAACAUUGAUAUGAUCAUUAUUCGGGAAAAUACCGAGGGUGAGUAUUCCGGCCUCGAGCAUGAGACCACACCAGGGAUUGUUGAAAGCCUGAAGAUUGUAACACGAACUAAAAUCGAGCGUAUUUCUCGUUUUGCGUUCCAAUAUGCAAAGAAAUAUGACCGGAAGAGAGUUACUGCUGUUCAUAAAGCCAACAUACAAAAGCUGGGAGAUGGUCUCUUCCUGAAGGUAUGCAAGGAAAUCGGUGAGAAUGAGUAUCCAGAAAUCAAGUUUGAUUCGAUGAUUGUUGACAACGCAUCAAUGCAGUUGGUUUCUCGACCUCAGCAGUUCGAUAUUAUGUUGAUGCCAAAUCUCUAUGGUAACAUUAUUUCCAACAUCGCUUGUGGUCUCGUCGGAGGUCCGGGACUAGUCUCUGGAAUGAAUAUUGGGAACGAGUAUGCAGUAUUUGAGACUGGAACUCGAAAUACUGGCACUUCUUUGGCUGGAAAAGACGCUGCUAAUCCAACUGCUUUUAUUAGAGCGUCUGCUGACAUGCUCCGAUAUCUUGGAUUGAACCACCAUGCCAACAUGAUUUCUGAUUCGUUGUACCGCACCUUGGUGGAGAAACGGCUUCACACUCCUGAUAUUGGUGGAACGGCUAAGACAAGUGACGUCGUGAAGUCUGUAUUGGAAUUUAUCGCAGAGGAAAUGGAAGAGCACAAAUGGCGAGCCAGAUAA
Molecule: messenger RNA, 987 nt
Organism: Ostertagia ostertagi
Lineage: Eukaryota; Metazoa; Nematoda; Chromadorea; Rhabditida; Trichostrongylidae
Source: the annotation of a GenBank genome assembly